This is a messenger RNA of Rhinopithecus roxellana (golden snub-nosed monkey), 2663 nucleotides long. RefSeq names its product putative male-specific lethal-3 protein-like 2. NCBI's taxonomy places the organism in Eukaryota, Metazoa, Chordata, Mammalia, Primates, Cercopithecidae. Gene Ontology annotation, cellular component: MSL complex; NuA4 histone acetyltransferase complex; nucleus. Gene Ontology annotation, biological process: regulation of DNA-templated transcription; chromatin organization. The record is from RefSeq and is a predicted model, not a curated record.
AUGCCGGACUGCGCAUGCGCCGUUGGGAGCGUGCGCGCCCUGUCGCGUAGCCAGCGCUACGUGUGCGCCCGGGACGCAGACGCAAGCCGCCAGCGGAGGAGGCCGCUUAACCAGCUUCUUAAGCACGGCCUUUCCAUUGAAGAAAGAGAUGAAAAUGAUGAAAACUCAUUAAGCAGUUCCUCCGACAGUAGUGAAGACAAGGAUGAAAAAAUAAGUGAAGAAAGUGAUACUGGAGAAAAGACUGAAGUGAAAGAAGAACUGGAGCUUCAAACAACAAGGGAAAUGGAAGAAAGAACAGUAACUCUAGAAAUCCCUGAAGUUUUGAAGAGGCAGCUGGAGGAUGAUUGUUACUACAUUAAUCGGAGGAAACGGUUAGUGAAACUUCCAUGCCACACCAACAUCAUAACGAUUUUGGAAUCCUAUGUGAGACAUUUUGCUAUCAGUGUAGCCUUUUCAGCCAAUGAGAGGCCUCAUCACCAUCAUGCUAUGCCACAUGCCAACAUGAAUGUGCCUUAUAUCCCAGCAGAAAAGAAUGUUGACCUUUGUAAGGAGAUGGUGGAUGGAUUAAGAAUAACUUUUGAUUACACUCUCCCGUUGGUUUUACUCUAUCCCUAUGAACAAGCUCAGUAUAAAAAGGUGACUGCAUCUAAGGUUUUACUUGCAAUUAAGGAAAGUGCCACAAAUACUAGUAGGAGCCAGGAGAAGCUCUCUCCCAGCCCACGUUUGUUGAAUCCAUCCAGGCCGCAGUCUACAGAGAGUCCGUCGACCACUGGUGAACCAGCCACCCCCAAAAGGCGCAAAGCCGAGCCGGAAGCAGUGCGGUCUCUGAGGCGGUCCUCGCCCCACACCGCCAACUGUGACAGGCUUUCUAAGAGCAGCACCUCACCUCAGCCCAAGCGCUGGCAGCAGGACAUGUCCACCAGCAUGCCCAAGCUGUUCUUGCACCUGGAAAAGAAGACACCUGUGCAUAGCAGAUCAUCUUCACCUAUUCCUCUGACUCCUAACCAGAGUCAGGGAAUAGAAGGGAGUGCUGCAUUUGCUGGCUUUGAAGGGAGAAGAACUAAUGAAAUAAAUGAGGUCCUCUCCUGGAAGCUUGUGCCUGACAAUUACCCACCAGGUGACCAGGCGCCUCCACCCUCUUACAUUUACGGGGCGCAACAUUUGCUGCGAUUGUUUGUAAAACUUCCAGAAAUUCUUGGAAAAAUGUCCUUUACUGAGAAGAAUCUGAAGGCUUUAUUGAAGCACUUUGAUCUCUUUGUGAGGUUUUUAGCAGAAUACCACGAUGACUUCUUCCCAGAGUCGGCUUAUGUCGCUGCCUCUGAGGUGCAUUACAGCACCAGGAACUCCCAGGCAGUCUAUAAAAGCGUUGAUGGUUCUGUAAGAACAACUGCUCCAUCUAGCAUGGCGUUCUGAGUUCCAGGUAAACAACUAACAAGGUGGUGGGUCUUUACCCAGAGCACAAAACACUGCCCACCUGGGGGCUUUGACAGAGGUGGCCCUGUUUGAGUUCCCCAUAUACUGUAGUUACUCUGUUUAGAAUUAUUUCCUAGGUGCCUGAAAGUGUUCUGACAUGACACUUGCUACGUUGUAGGCCAUCUGUGAUGGCAGGAAAAAAGCAACUGUGUUCACAGUGAAAUGUUCAUGGAAGUAUACAUAGGUUAGGCCAUUUCAGUAGACAUGGCAGUUAGCAAGAACCACAUUGUUUCGUUAUUAGCAUUAAACAAAGUUGUUUUUGCAAAUUGGUUUCAUUCUCUUGGUGAUGCUGAGCAACUCUGUCCAACAAGGUUUAGUUUGUACUUGAAAAUCGCAAAGUAGUCUUGAAGUAUUUUAGAGGGAAUCCAUAUUGAUGGCAAAAGAAAAUUUGCAACUAUAAUUUGCUUCUAACGGUUCCUUCUCUGUGAAACAUUAUUUUUGGUGAGCUAAAGAAAGCAUUGCUUUUCUUGUUUGCAAUUUUACAGCUAUACUUUUUUGUGUAAUGUAAUGGUUCCCUUUCUGUAAAAUGUUCUUUUUGGUGAUCUAAAUAAAGCCUGUCUUGUUUGAAAAAAAAAAAAAAAUAGGAGCCAUAACUACAGAUACAAUGACAAUUGGAAUAUUAGAGAAUGCUGUAUAUUCAUUUAAACCAGUAAAUUUGAAACUCUUGACAAAAAUGAAUGAUUACUUAGGAAAAUAUAUAUUAUAUAAACUGGCUCCCCCCGAAAAAGUAGGUAUUCCUCAUUGUGGCACCUGACAGCCCCAAAGGUAGAAAUUAAAACUAACCCACAUAUUUAUUGCACACUAUGCUGACAUUUUAAUGUAAAUUUUAGACCACAUAAGCUUUAGCCUUUAGAGUCAGAAAUUCCUUAGGUGCUAGCCCACAAAUUGCUACAUGAGAGAAAACAGAAAAGAUGUCACUUUCUGCGAUCCUAAGAGAAAGCCCACAGAGGCAUAUCUUCCUAUUGUGGUUUCAGUAGCAUCAAAUAGGAAAGUGAUAAUACUGUGAGAGAAUGACGUGCCACACACAAUAUUUGAAGUACAAAGACAAAGCUGGAUGUAUUUUUGGUUAAUUACAAACCUGUAAGUGUCCAGAUGCAUUCUUCCUAGAUUAUCAUAAUUCUCUUUCAUGUCCAUGAAAGGAUAAGCUAUGUCACCAGGCUGAGAACUUGAACUGUGCUAGUCUAAAUUGA